Messenger RNA from Fundulus heteroclitus (mummichog), 5368 nucleotides. Its product is annotated as coiled-coil domain-containing protein 9B. The transcript has 14 exons. NCBI's taxonomy places the organism in Eukaryota, Metazoa, Chordata, Actinopteri, Cyprinodontiformes, Fundulidae. The coding region runs from base 483 to 2141 and encodes 552 amino acids. The record is from RefSeq and is a predicted model, not a curated record.
CCCCCCACCCCUCUUCCCUGCUCUGCUCUGUCGCAGAUUUAGCCCUGACUACAUGCAGCUUUCGAAUCCUCUCUCCGGCUCAUUCUUUCUCCCUGGCUGUCGCUCCCGUAGGAAGCAGGAACGCCGGGUAGGAGGAAAGCCUUGGCAGCUUUCUCCCUGCAGGGCCCUUCUUCCCCUCUGCUGCCCUCUUGCCCGAGCAUGGGCGCCAUCAGUCCGUCCACAUCCUCUCUGUGUAGUCUUUGUGUGUGAAUGAUAGCUGCACCGGUGCUCCAGAACCGGGAGGUUUCAACAACCCCCAAAGAGAUUUCAGAAGCCGGUGUCGGUCGUUGGGCUCCCUGAGAUUUCACAGUCGGGCUCUCUGCUGCGCCUAUUCUUGGUGGUAUGUCCUCAUGGACUGUUGUGUUUGGAUACCCUGACAACUGCAGACAGUGAGGUAACCACUUUGCGGGCCUGCCGUCUCUUUCAGCAGAACCACCAGUAACAUGAUGCCAAAAAGGGAUCUUGAAAGAGAUCUGGAGCUGGACAAGAAGAUCGAGGCUCUCCGCAGGAAGAACGAAGCGCUCAUGAAGAGGUACAAGGAGGUGGAGGAGGACAGGAAAAAGGCAGAAGAGGAAGGGAUGGCACUGCAGAGCCGAAAAGGCAAAGCUGAUGACCUCACCAUCACCAUCAGCAAGUCCACAGAUGAGAGUCGGGUUGUGGUAACGAAGCAGUUGGGCAGCGGGCCUCCAGCUGGGACAGGACAGCAGGAGGGUGGGGCUGAGGAGGUGGGAGAAGGCUCCUGUCAGGGGACGGGGCGAGGCGCCAGGAAGCAGCUGACAGUCACAAUGGUUGGCAAAAAGGGUAAAAGGGCGGUGAGCGAGAGGCUAGAGAAGCUGCCGGGCCCCACAGAUGUCAAGAGCCCCCUGGAUGAAGGACAGACGAGGCGAAUGGAGUCAGCUGGGAGAGGAAGGCAGCCGUCUAAGACGACGAAGAGAGAGUCAUCAUCAACGGCAGCGACGCAGGAGGAGAUUAAACAGGGGCCGAUGAACGCUGAGGAGCACCACAAGGCUACAGAGCAAGGGCAGGAGCCUGAGAGCCCGCAGGCCAACACAGACCUCAACAUCCCGACAUCAAGAGAGGAGCAGGAGGAGUAUCUGCGGUGGAAGAAGGAACGGGAGCAGAUUGACAGGGAGAGGGUAGCUCGCCACAAAAACGCAAAGGGCCAGUGGAGACGGGCGUGGGACAUGGACAAAACCGAAAACAUGUUUUCAGACAAAUCUCUUCCUGAUAGAGAGUGGGGGGCUUCAACUAGAGGACGAAAUGCAAGGAGAGGUCAGCAGAAGGCGGGCUCGAAAGGUCACGACAGGCGAGGCAAAGACAAGGCAGCUAAAAACGUGCUUGUGACGGGCAGCAAAGCAAAAGGCAAAGAUCGACUCACCGGGAGGGCCAGGAGAUGGCAGGAAAAUGAUGAUGGAGAGAAUCCACAGACUGCUGAAACAACACUGGAGGAAUUCCUUGAAGAACUCGACGCCCUAACGGAGGCUAACGGAGGGAAUCUGAAAGAUCAAAACUCAAAGGCAGAGCCAGAUCCCCCGAGUGCGCCCAAAGACAUGUGCGAUUCUGAAAGCUUGAAAGAGGACACCAUUACUCAGAGCAAAGCGGCGACCUCAUCCCCUCGAGGACUCGAGAAGAAAGUACGUUUCUCAGAGGAGCUCAUCCAGACGGCUCCAGCAAAGCAAACCACAACCCCUUUGCAUCCUGCAAGUCCAGAAUCCAAAGGCACUUUGAAAGCCUCCCCACCGAAAUACAGUGAGAUGCAGCGGCCUCGUGUAAGUGCCGAGCAGGAUGAUAGUAGUUCCCAGGAUAAAGGAGGGGGUAUUCCUGCUCCUCCAGUUGACCAGCAGACGUUUAAAACUCAUGAUAUUGAAAAAGACACCAGCAGCCCCGCAGUGCCCAGCCCCACGCCUGCUGAAGAAACCAACACCUCCCCUCACAAGAGCCAUGUCCAUCCGGAAGAGGUGACCAAGUGCAACAGCAGCAGCACACACACAGAUGAACUGAUGGACUCCACUCUGUCUGUCCUGAGAAUAGAGUCAGGAGAGUCACACCCAGCGCACUCCACCAGCAAUGACAAGGCAAGAGAGCACGGCAAGGUUGUUUGACAUUUCAGAACGUAAAAACCUGAAACCAAAACGCUUGGAUGCUUUUUGCCUCGACGGCCUCCGAGCUAAAAGCCAACGUUUCAUUUCGCAGCGGCGCGACCCUCCUGCUGAAUAUCAUUUCUGACACCAGAUUGGGAAGUGUUAAUGAGCAUUUCAAAUAUGUUUUACAUCCUAAGCACUUUAUGAGUAUACAGGACUGUUUUACUGAGACAUUCUUCAGUACGUUAGUAAGCUGCUUGUGUGCAAUAUCACUGAAUGUUUACAUUUGUUUGAAGGGUUAAAAGGUGUAUAUCUGGAGUUUGGCUGAUCAGUUUAAUUUAGAUAGUCUUUGACAGUAAACUAAGCCACAGUCAAAUAAUAGUGCCUGAUUUUGCCUUUAAGGUAUUUUGAGCAAAACGAAGAUGAUUUAAGACAGAAAGCAAAGUCUUUAGGUCUGCAUUAAAUUGUUGCCUGAUUGGAUGUUAUUUGUCAGCUCCUUUCAGGGAAGAAAUUAACAACUAUGUAAAGUGCAUCUGCAAAGUGACCAGAUUUUUACAGUUUUCAGUACAUUACUUCUGUAAGGAAUGCAGUUUUUACUGAGGAAACCUAAAAUGGGACUUUCCUGUUUAUAUAGUUUAAAUAUUGAAGAGAAAAAAAGGUAUUUUGGUUAAUUUUGUGGUAAUUUGGGAUUUCUUGCCUAGGGUAAUUAAUGAAAUAAAAAUAUUAUUGAACCCUGGGUCUCCCAGCAUGGCAGCUUAAAGUACCGUAAUAGCUCAGUUCCUUAAAUGAGGUCACAGAAAAAAAAAAGGUCAUACACAGUUAACGUUAGUUUACCUGCAGCAGGUAACUUGUUUGGACCCUUGAUUUGGUAUAAACCGAGAUUAGUCGGUCCUGGAGGCUGAAGCUAACUGGUAGCUCGGGAGGUUUUAAUGUAGGUUUUAUGGGCAGUUUCCCAGGGCGGGAUUUGCAAAACAUCAACAACUUAUCUGUCAAUCGUCGAUGGGAGUCUGCCUCUUGAUUGCUGUUGAGAAAAGGGCGACUAUAUUUGUGUGUUUUGUGCAGGGCUGCGCUGCAUUUUGUCCCGCUCUGAUUUAGAUGAUUUCCUGCAUUUUGAUUGGCCGGUUAGGAGCAGCAGAAUGAGGAGGUCCAUCGAAGAGCAAAGAGGGACGAAUCAAAAACCCAAUAGCCGUCGGCGUAAGCAUUAUUUUACGAAACUUUAAAAUUUAGUCACGUUUGCUUUGGGUAUUUUUUUUCUCUACGCAGAAGAUGAGUGAUUAUUUAUACGGGAAAUGAAGGUAGGAGGCGGAGCAACACCUGUGUGAAAUGCCAAGAAUGAAAUAUGUAAAGUAGGCGCUAGGAGCUGGUUGAUGUUAAAGUAAUGCAGUACUACGGUUAAUAAAACAACAUACCAUCAUUUUCACCACCUAGUUUAAACUCGCAGAGAAUGAGGACAAUGGUAUGCAAACCAAAGAUAUACAACGUCUGUAGAUAAGACAUUGCGGCUUUCCCAUUCAAGGCUUGGAAAUAUGAUCUUCAAAGGAAUACAAACAUGGCCUUGCAGGAAUCUUAGAAAUAAGAAUAUUAUUAAUGAAGCACGUCUAAUGAUCAAAACAUUAAAGUGAGUUUUAAAAACAUUGGAUAUUGCUGACUGAGGAUGCUAUAGACAUGGGAUGAGAGACUGUUUUGGUUUGCCGUGGGAAUCCGUUUAAGACAUGAUCUGUAAUUAGAAGAAGGGUUAGUGAGAAGCAUGCGAACGGUUAGAUUUCAGGGGUUCAUUUGUAAGAUAAACCACCCAAGGCAAAACGUGCAAGGGUUUGAAGUUUCAUAAAAUAGUGUUUGCAUAAACCGCUUAGUGGCUUUUGAGACUGGGGUUGUUUAAAGAUGUCAGACGUCUUGUUUUGAACCCGCCGUCAGCGUCAGCCUCCAGGUCCAAGUAGCCUGGAUUUAUACUAAAUGAAAAUACUUAGAGGGUUUUAAACUACCAGCAAGACAUUAACUGCUUACAACCUUUAUACAGAACCACAUUCAAAAAUAUUGAGUAGUCGCUUUAAAUACAUGUUUUAGCCUCUUAUGGUGAAAUAAAACACAUUACCUUAAGUGCAUUUUUGCUGAAUAGUUUUUUUUCAGCAAUGCAAAAUGAAAUGUUUUUUUGUUUUGCAGAGUUCGUUGUGACUGUGUUUUUUCCAACUUUACACCAGAUAGGCUAUAAUUGUAUUAUUUUCUGAUAUAGACAGGAUGAUUUGAAACUCUGACACUGUUGAAGGUGUUUCUUUAAAGCUGUUUGAAUGUGUAUGCUGAAAUAAUGUAAAACAUUAUUGGUCAGCUUAAACAAUCGGCUAUAGACAAAAAAAAAAGAAACCCAGGUCUUAGACAAAUUCAAAACUCAAUCGCUAUAUUAAAAUUUUUUUUUUAUGCCAGCGUCUAAUUUUGAUCCGAAUGAAACUUGCUUUGGUCAUUAAUAUGUCUCUUUUUGAUAUAUUUGCUAGAACUGUUUCUUUUUUAAAAAAAGGUCAUAAUCCUGAUAUAAUCAGAUGGAAUGACCUCUGAUAUUUUUUCUUGGCUGAGGCCUUGUGCAACAAACUGACUUCAGUCAAAAAAGUGGGAUUCCCUUUAAUUAUGGUGUUUGCCAUUUCUUUUGUAUCAUAACUUUUGAUGGAAAGCUAUUUUUCAACAAAAAAAAAUUAUCUCCAUGAAGAAACAACCGAGUUCUUGUGCCUUGCUUAUUGGCCUCUUCAGAGACUGAAGGUGUAUUUGUGUAUUUUAAAUUCAUGAUUUGUAUCAUAACUAUCACGUGCAGCAGCAUUUGUUUUAUUUAUUUGCCUUAUGCGCAGACAUCAGAAUGUUCCUCUCAAAUCAAACGAUCGCUGUGACUCUGUGACCGGGGCGCGUUGUUGUUUUUAUUUAUUGCCAGUCAGCUGUGUUAUUUUUGGUAUCACAUGAUAAGAAGCCUUACAAGAACACUGUCCUCAGACAUGUUUGUGGCUUUCGUCGGAGCCACAGCAAAGUAACCAGUUAUGUAACCCUGAGCGGAGAACACAAGUGGACGUGCUCUGUGCGGCUGGGAGACCAUCAGCUUUGGAUGAGGUUACAUAAAACGGCAGCCGUCAGGAAUCCGCUGGAGCAACAAGAUGCGAGUCACAACGUCUGGAGCCACUCCACCCAUAAGGACACAACAUAAGAAGGGGCCUUAGUUUCCAUACUGAGAAGAUGGUACGGUUCUUAUAAAGGAGCAUCUGUCUGUAAAAAAA